UCUCAUCUCUUCCUAUCCAUCCAUGAAGAUCGCCGUCACAGGUUGCAAUGGCUCGGUCGGGAAACGCGUCGCGCUGCUGGCGCUACAGCGCGGGCAUCAAGUCGUCGGGAUCGAUCUUGCCACAAAUGCUGCAGACGGGUUUUCCCAGGACGAUAGGUUCGAGUAUCGCUCGGCGGACCUUCGCGACUUUGACGUCGUCUUACGGGUGCUGGAAGGCUGCGAGGCUAUUGCGUCCCUCGCAGGCGUGCCCAAUCCGACGGACUACAAGGUGCAAGCGCACAACACAAACGUUGUCAUCUCAUGGAAUAUACUUCGCGCUGCUGCAGAGCUCGGGAUCAUUCAUGUCGCACAGGCCUCGAGCGUCAACGUGAUCACCAUGGUAUACAGCCAGAAGCCCGACUUCCACUACUUCCCCAUUGAUGAGGAGCACCCGUGCCACCCGGACGAACCGUACGGCUUGUCGAAAGUCAUCGCAGAGUUGCAGGGCGACACGAUCGUGCGGCGGUACCGCGACAUGCGAGUGGCCAGCCUGCGCUUCUCGUGGUCCGUACGCGAAAAGCCCGGCGCGCACUGGAAACCGUUCAGCCGAGCAGCGACUGAUCUGUGGGGCUGGGUGCAUGAAGACGCCGUAGCUGAUGCCUUCCUCCUCGCCAUUGACCCAGACAACAAACGAUGGUCAGGGCACGAAGCUUUCUUCAUCAGCGCACCCAUCAUCUCCUACGAGGAACUUGACUCGAGGAAUCUGCGACUGGAAUACUGGCCUGACGUACCGAUCAAGGAAGGGAAGGACAUCAGCGGCCAGACCGGAUUUUUCGACUGCAGCAAGGCGAACAGACUACUAGGAUGGGCUCAUCCACAGUGAUUUCUAUAUCGGUAGGACCGCAGGAUACAGAUGAUAAGACGAAAGUCUUUAGGGGGAAGGAAGAAGGAUCAGAUUGCAGCGUUCACUCCGACAUGUAUUAUCUCGUCAGCCGGGGUCAACCAGGCGGCCGUCUCAGGGAACAUCGUUUUCAUGCGGCGGUAUAUCUCCUCGACGAGCACCGCCCGGCCCCAGUUGACCGCAGAUGCCAGACGGCCACUGAGGAUUGGUUUGCUCAUGACGUGGUAAUGCGGUAUUAUAUGCGUCGACGUCCUCGCAGCGCGGCGGAUGUCAUCGAUGGUAGCGGCGGCCUGCUCUCUUG
Messenger RNA from Schizophyllum commune H4-8, 1181 nucleotides. Its product is annotated as NAD(P)-binding protein. The transcript is spliced from 9 exons. The record is from RefSeq and is a predicted model, not a curated record. The coding region runs from base 23 to 862 and encodes 279 amino acids. Lineage: Eukaryota; Fungi; Basidiomycota; Agaricomycetes; Agaricales; Schizophyllaceae.